This is a messenger RNA of Nymphaea colorata (pocket water lily), 1524 nucleotides long. NCBI's taxonomy places the organism in Eukaryota, Viridiplantae, Streptophyta, Magnoliopsida, Nymphaeales, Nymphaeaceae. The record is from the annotation of a RefSeq genome assembly.
AUGGUAACCAUUCGAGCCGAAGAAAUUAGUAAUAUUAUCCGCGAACGGAUUGAGCAAUAUAAUAGAGAAGUAAAGAUUGUGAACACUGGUACCGUACUUCAAGUGGGCGACGGCAUUGCUCGUAUUCAUGGUCUUGAUGAAGUAAUGGCAGGUGAAUUAGUAGAGUUUGAAGAGGGUACGAUAGGUAUUGCUCUGAAUUUGGAAUCCAAUAAUGUUGGCGUUGUAUUAAUGGGUGACGGUUUGAUGAUACAAGAGGGUAGUUCCGUGAAAGCAACAGGACGAAUUGCUCAGAUACCGGUGAGUGAGGCUUAUUUGGGUCGUGUUAUAAAUGCCCUAGCUAAACCUAUUGAUGGGAGGGGUGAAAUUUUAGCUUCUGAAUAUCGGUUAAUUGAGUCUCCCGCUCCAGGUAUUAUUUCGAGACGUUCCGUAUAUGAGCCUCUUCAAACGGGGCUUAUUGCUAUUGAUUCGAUGAUCCCUAUAGGACGCGGUCAGCGAGAAUUAAUUAUUGGGGACAGACAGACCGGUAAAACAGCAGUAGCUACAGAUACUAUUCUCAAUCAAAAAGGUCAAAAUGUAAUAUGCGUUUAUGUAGCUAUUGGUCAAAAAGCAUCUUCCGUGGCUCAGGUAGUGACUACUUUCCAGGAACGGGGAGCAAUGGAAUACACCAUUGUGGUAGCGGAAACAGCGGAUUCGCCUGCUACAUUACAAUACCUCGCUCCUUAUACAGGAGCCGCUCUGGCUGAAUAUUUUAUGUACCGUCAACGACAUACCUUAAUAAUUUAUGAUGAUCUCUCCAAACAAGCACAAUCUUAUCGCCAAAUGUCCCUUCUAUUAAGAAGACCACCUGGUCGCGAAGCUUAUCCAGGAGACGUUUUUUAUUUGCAUUCCCGCCUUUUGGAAAGAGCCGCUAAACUAAGUUCUCGUUUAGGCGAAGGAAGUAUGACUGCUUUACCAAUAGUUGAGACUCAAUCUGGGGACGUUUCGGCUUAUAUUCCCACUAAUGUCAUUUCCAUUACAGAUGGGCAAAUCUUCUUAUCCGCGGAUUUAUUCAAUGCUGGAAUCCGUCCAGCUAUUAAUGUGGGUAUUUCCGUCUCCAGAGUAGGAUCCGCAGCUCAAAUUAAAGCCAUGAAACAAGUAGCCGGCAAAUUAAAAUUAGAAUUGGCUCAAUUUGCAGAGUUAGAAGCCUUUGCGCAAUUCGCUUCCGAUCUAGAUAAAGCUACUCAGAAUCAAUUGGCAAGAGGUCAACGAUUACGGGAGUUGCUCAAACAAUCCCAAUCAUCCCCUCUCGCGGUGGAUGAACAGAUAGUUACUAUUUAUACCGGAACGAAUGGAUAUCUUGAUCAAUUAGAAAUUGGACAGGUAAAGAAAUUUAUUGUUCAGUUACGUACCCAUUUAAGAACAAAUAAGCCUCAGUUACAAGAAAUCAUAUCUUCUACCAAGGUAUUCACCGAGCAAGCGGAAGCCCUUUUGAAAGAGGCUAUUCAGGAGCAGAUGGAACUAUUUCUACUUCAGGAACAAACAUAA